AUGCAGGUAGAACUGUCAUCUCUCAAGUGGCCACAUACAGCAACCUGCUCCAGGCCCCCCCAUAGACAUGUCCUUUUUGCGCUGAGUAAAGCCGACCCUUCCCGCGUCCUGCCUUCAAGGCAGACAGCCAGGAGGGCACUUGAAAGGAGGGCAGUCGGAAAGGAAACAUCCUCCAGUGCUUCUCUGCUGAUCCCCGGGACCCCACUCAGGUGGCCCCUCGGCAGCGGGAUACCCCGAGGGCCUAGCGGGGAGGCAGGAGGCGGGCCAACCACACAGCCACACUUCGGAGCUUGUAAGGACGCCAGAGUGGGGAGUUCAGCAGGUGGGCUCCCAAAGAUUGGGCCUGCUGCCCCCGUGAAUGAAAGAAGAAAAAAGAAAAGAAAAACCUUUGAGCCUAGCCUGCUGCCGCCGGCCCUCCCUGCCUUGUCUUGGCUGACCCCAGAACUCCUGCGCCCCGAGUCGGGGUCCGGGCGAGGAGAUCCGCAGGGUUUUUCGGGCGAGUUUGGGGCCCAGGGAAGGGAGUACGCAGGUCAACUCAACAGACAUAAGGCGGUUAGUGAACCUCACUUCAGCCAGCGGCACUCGGCCUCAACCAGAUUCCCUGCCCUUACCCAAGAUGGCGGACCAUGCCGCUUCCGUCGUAGCGGAGCUACGGCGCGCGGCCGGGACUUGGAGGCGGUGCGGCGCGGCGGGUGCGGUUCAGUCGAUCGGUGGUGGCGGCGUCGGCGGCGGCGGCGGCGGCGGCGGAGGAGGAGGAGGAGUAGGAUGUGGGCCACGCAGGGGCUGGCGGUGGCGCUGGCUUUGAGCGUGCUGCCGGGCAGCCGGGCGCUGCGGCCGGGCGACUGCGAAGUUUGUAUUUCUUAUCUGGGAAGAUUUUACCAGGACCUCAAAGACAGAGAUGUCACAUUCUCACCAGCCACUAUUGAAAACGAACUUAUAAAGUUCUGCCGGGAAGCAAGAGGCAAAGAGAAUCGGUUGUGCUACUAUAUCGGGGCCACAGAGGAUGCAGCCACCAAAAUAAUCAAUGAGGUAUCAAAGCCUCUGGCCCACCACAUCCCUGUGGAAAAGAUCUGUGAGAAGCUUAAGAAGAAGGACAGCCAGAUCUGUGAGCUAAAGUAUGACAAGCAGAUCGACCUGAGCACAGUGGACCUGAAGAAGCUCCGAGUUAAAGAGCUGAAGAAGAUUCUGGAUGACUGGGGGGAGACAUGCAAAGGCUGUGCAGAAAAGUCUGACUAUAUCCGGAAGAUAAAUGAACUGAUGCCUAAAUAUGCCCCCAAGGCAGCCAGUGCACGGACUGAUUUGUAGUCUGCUCAAUCUCUGUUGCACCUGAGGGGGGAAAAAACAGUUCAACUGUUUGUUCCCAAAACAGCCUUUUUGUAAUUUAUUUUUUAAGUGGGCUCCUGACAGUACAGGAUCAGAUGUGAAGCCUGGAGCUUUCCUGAUGAUGCUGGCUCUACAGUACCCUAAUGAGGGGCUUCCCUUCCUUCUGUUGCUGGUAUACUCAAGGACUUCAAAGUGUGUCUGGGAUUUUUUUAUUAAAGGAAAAAAAAUUUCUAGCUGU
Messenger RNA from Saimiri boliviensis boliviensis (Bolivian squirrel monkey), 1561 nucleotides. It is a transcript of the gene MANF, whose product is annotated as mesencephalic astrocyte derived neurotrophic factor. The record is from RefSeq and is a predicted model, not a curated record. Gene Ontology annotation, cellular component: endoplasmic reticulum. Gene Ontology annotation, biological process: dopaminergic neuron differentiation; neuron projection development. Lineage: Eukaryota; Metazoa; Chordata; Mammalia; Primates; Cebidae.